Cydia strobilella is the source of this 3718-nucleotide messenger RNA. RefSeq lists its product as uncharacterized. The record is from RefSeq and is a predicted model, not a curated record. Lineage: Eukaryota; Metazoa; Arthropoda; Insecta; Lepidoptera; Tortricidae. Bases 1 to 3339 code for a protein of 1112 amino acids. The transcript has 6 exons.
AUGAAGCAGCACGCGCGCCGCCGCACGGCCUUCCCCGCCACGCCCUACGUGCUGCACGCCAUCCUCCACAGGUACCCCCACGUGGCGAAGAGCGAGUUGCCGUCAUGGCGGGGCUUGGUAACCGCGGGGAUGGUGGCAGAGCCGACGACAUUACCGAGCCCUCGAGCAAAACCGGCCAUACAAUGCAAACCGAAACAAGCAAAGUCUGAAGUGCGCCAGAAGCAUUCUAGCAUGGCUCCAAGAAAACAUUCCGAGGCCGAUGAUAGGUUAGGAAGGAAAGACGACGUACAUGUCAAAUCUAAAGAUGAACUUACUGCUGAUAAAAUUACUGCUCCUGAUCGAACACUUGUUAGUUCUAACAAUAAAGAAAAACCUCAUUGUGUUAAUACAGACAAUAUCCAUCAAAGCAAAAAAAUCUGUAGAAAAGAAAUUGAUAAAACAGAUAUAAAACUAAAACCAGAGAUAAUUGAAAUAGACGAUGAUACUCCGAGUCCCAAAGCAGAUGUUGUAGAAGCGAUGAAAGAUAUAGACUUGAAUAAUGUCGACGCAAUGAUUGUAUAUGAAAGCGACGAGGACGUUAAAACUAUAUUUGAUGUGCAAAUGGGCAAUGCUGAUAAAAAUGCAGAUAUUUUUAGAAAUGAAGAAAACACGGGAAAUGUUAAAAAUCUUCAUGAAAUAGCAGGACAAACAAAAUACAAAAUAUUUACUGAUUGCAAAAUUGAAAGGGAUAUAGACGGUGACAAUGUAAUGCCAUUUGAACAAAAUGAAGAUGAUUCUUUAAAACCGGCUAAGGCUAAUGACAAUAACAAUAUAGAUGACUCUGAAGAAAACUCGACGAAUAUAGUAAUAUCAAAAGUUUGGAGUGAAAGAGAUGUUCAAAAAGCCAGUUUUCAUAAUAAUGCAGAGAUUUUUAGAAAUGACGGCAGUGAUAGUACUGAUGGUGACAGUGACCCUAUAAGUGUUGGAAAUGUCGACUAUUAUUCAUACUACUACUAUAGGCGAGUACUAGCGAAAUAUUUGGAGAUUUCGGACUUAUUAGAUCUCAAACUGUUGAAGCGUCCAGUAGUCUCAUUGCAAAGACUCGACUUAAAAUCCAUCAACAAAUCGUCACCGAGUCAAAAACCUCAAAAAACCACAGGACCUUCCACCGAAUUCUAUGAAAAGAACAAAGCACUUUUGAAACAAUGCAAGGCUUGCGAGGUAUCUUUAGCAAGGGUAGAUGGAAAGGGUAGAAAGACGAGAAAGGUGAAAUUACCGGAUAUAGAGAAAGUGCGUAAAGAUAAUAGAUGUAUAUUGACAGCGGAGGUGGCGCCUCUAGUGGCAGAAGCAGAAACACUAAGAGUUAUUCGACAAUAUCGUCCCGCCCGAACCAAGCGACUCCUAAAUACGAUCGACAACAACCAAUCUGUGUUACCAAAAAUACCAGUCCUCGGUUCAUCUGAAUCAACAGCGAAAACUCAUGCCCUAUCAAGUACUCCUUGUCAGAACUCUUCAAUCGACCAGCAGCUCCGGCAACAUGGUUUAAUAAAUCAUUCUGACUCCUACUUGCCGUCUCAAGAUAGGAAUUUGUUUCAAGAUUGUCAAAAUAAUUUGCAGAAAGAUGGACAAAUAAGGAAUUUAAAUGUUGCUUUCAAUUCCAUCUCGAAUCUGAUGCUAGAAACAGAAUCAGAACAAAAUUUACACACGGGCCCGGAAUCACAAGAUGUAUCAACAAAGAAUAUGACAACCAAAAAUAUAGAGACACAAAAUUGGCCUGAAAACAUGUUUGACACGUGCCGAGUUUCAACAGUCACGCCGAUACCAAAACCUUCGACGAUGUUAACACCCAAAUCGGCACCAUCGCCGAAACAUUCAGUUGAUCCCGUGUCGAAACCAUCAGCACUGAUACCGAACCCGCCGAUAAAGAUAACCAAACCUGUACUCACGUCGAAACUACCAGUGCUGAUACCGAAUCCGCCGAUCAGGUUACCCAGACCUGGAUCCACGCCGAUACCAGCCGCGCCGGUGCCGCUACCAACCCUGCCCACGCUAACACCCAAACCAGAGCCCACGCCGGAACCAUCCUCGUUAGUACCAAAUCCACCGAUUGUCAUACUCACACCUGAACUCGAGCCGGCAUUGGUAACACCCAAACCUAAACUCGCGCUUAAAUUAGCCGUACCGGUCCCGCCGAUCACAUUCGCACAAAUACCUGAACCCGUGCCGAUACCAUUACCGCAGACACUAAUAUCCAAACCUAAACCCGCGCUGAAAUCUUUCGUACCGGUACCUAACCUGCUGCCGUUAACACCCAAACUGGAACCAUUCACGCCGGUACAAUACCCGCCGGAAAUGUAUACAUCCAAACUGGAACCCACGCCAGCACCAGACCAGCCGAUCACACCUAAAUCUGAACCCACGGCGGAACCUUUCGCGCAGAUACUAAUCUCGCCGACAAUGUUAACACCCAAACUUGAACCCAUUUUAGAACCGUUUGCAUCGACACCAAGCUAUUCAACCGAUUUAGACCAAAUAUGUUCAAUAUAUAGCGAUACCUACUCACCAACACGGUAUAUAGUGGACGUAAAUAAGUUAAAAAAAAAACAAUCCAUUCCAUCAAAAUUCACGCCUAUACUACAAACAUCAACUCUUUUAAAUCCAACGUUAAACUCUUUCUUAACACAAUCGGCGCCGAUACCAGAUACGCCAACAUCGCCCGAAGUCACCUUGAAACCAUCUCGUAAAACAUGCGUGAAAAAAUCCACGAAAAAACCGUGUAAGAAAAAACCGUGUAAGAAAAAACCGUGUAAGAAAAAACCGUGUAAGAAAAAACCGUGUAAGAAACAACCGUGUAAGAAAAAACCGAUAAAACCGUUUAUUUUAGAAUUUGCACUAAAACGAUCCGGGGACCAAGUGAUAUUGAAACCGCUAUCCACAAAAAAAACAAAGGAUACAGUGCGAGAGAAAGGACCGUGGCGGAUGGAACACGACUCGUUUGACCAAACAGUGCGAGAGAAAGGACCGUGGCGGAUGGAACACGACUCGUUUGACCAAACAGUGCGAGAGAAAGGACCGUGGCGGAUGGAACACAACUCGUUUGACCAAUCAGUGCGAGAGAAAGGACCGUGGCGGAUGGAACACGACUCGUUUGACCAAACAGUGCGAGAGAAAGGACCGUGGCGGAUGGAACACGACUCGUUUGACCAAUCAGUGCGAGAGAAAGGACCGUGGCGGAUGGAACACGACUCGUUUGACCAAUCAGAGCUUGACAUGGACAUGACUUUUGCAGAAGCUUAUUACCAUUUGUAUAGAGAAGACAAGUCUUUUGAGAGAUCCGUACCCUUAUUAAAUUUGUUAUAACGUUAUAACGUCUCUAUUUUUUACAAGUUUGCAUGCUUUUAUUUGUACGUAUUGUGUACGGUUUUCUACGGUUUCAACUGUGGUUACUCAUAGAGUACGUCUAGCAUAGCUUGCCCUGUCAAUCCCUAGAAUUGUGUAAUUUUUUUUUUUUUUAAUGCCCUGGAUGCCAGCCCUCUAAGCCAAAUCUCAUAGAAAAAACCGGCCAAGUGCGAGUCGGACUCGCGUUCCAAGGGUUCCGUACAUUACACAAUUUAAACAAUGUUUUUUUAAGUGAAAUGUCUAAAAACCCGCAGAGGUCGGAUCAAAAACUAAGUAAUUAAGUCCGACUCACGCUUGACUGCACAUUUCUAAUAGGUUUUCCGGUGAUUUAUAGGUACAG